This is a messenger RNA of Pistacia vera, 5334 nucleotides long. Its product is annotated as probable phosphoinositide phosphatase SAC9. The coding region runs from base 222 to 5144 and encodes 1640 amino acids. The record is from RefSeq and is a predicted model, not a curated record. NCBI's taxonomy places the organism in Eukaryota, Viridiplantae, Streptophyta, Magnoliopsida, Sapindales, Anacardiaceae. Gene Ontology annotation, molecular function: protein binding; phosphatase activity. The transcript has 13 exons.
UCCCGCAUUUUAAUUUCUCAUGUGCACGACUCUCCGGUCAGGUCAGUCAACAACCAAAAUCUCCCCAACUUCUCGCGCCUUUUUGCUCCAAUUUAUCGUCUCUCUCGUGGCCAGAUCGUAGUUGAGGAGGUAGAAGCUUUGUUUUUGAUGCAUUGUGAAGGUAAUUGGAUCGUCAAACACGUGGCGUUUAAAUUUGAAUCCAGUCUGGUUCAAUUGAGCUAAUGGAAUCACCUGUCGGUGGUUCAAAAGACUUCUCUGUUAUUGUUGCUACCCUGGAUACUGGUGAAGUGUAUAUUAUUGUCAGUUUGUAUUCUACGAGUGACACUCAGGUGAUAUAUGUUGAUCCAACUACUGGUGCGCUUCGCUACAAUGGGAAACAAGGUUAUGAUGUUUUUAGAUCGGAAAAGGAAGCUUUAGAUUACAUUACAAAUGGAUCACGAUCGUCGUGCAAGACAACUUAUGGCAAGGUGAUAUUGGGUUAUGCUGCCCUGGGAAGCUUUGGGAUGCUUCUUGUUGCCACAAGGUUAACUGCCAGUAUUCGUAAUCUGCCUGGUGGAGGAUGUGUAUAUACAGUGACAGAAAGCCAAUGGAUCAAAAUACCACUUCAAAAUCCUCAACCCCAAGGUAAAGGAGAAGUAAAGAAUGUUCAGGAGUUGACUGAUCUGGACAUUGAUGGGAAGCACUAUUUUUGCGAUACAAGAGAUAUUACUAGACCCUUCCCUAGCCGCAUGCCUUUACAAAGUCCUGAUGAGGAAUUUGUUUGGAAUGGUUGGCUGUCAAUGCCUUUUAAAAACAUUGGGUUACCACGACAUUGCAUUGUUCUUCUGCAGGGGUUUGCAGAAUGUCGGAGUUUUGGAAGUUCAGGUCAGCUAGAAGGGAUUGUUGCUCUCAUAGCUCGACGUAGUAGGCUGCACCCUGGUACUAGGUACUUGGCUAGAGGGAUAAAUUCAUGUUUUAGUACAGGAAAUGAAGUUGAGUGUGAGCAACUUGUAUGGAUUCCUAAAAGGACUGGUCAGAGUGUUCCUUUUAAUACAUACAUUUGGCGGCGGGGAACAAUUCCAAUAUGGUGGGGUGCAGAAUUGAAGAUCACAGCUGCUGAAGCUGAAAUUUAUGUUUCAGAUCGGGAUCCCUAUAAAGGAAGUGCCCAGUAUUAUCUGAGGUUAAGUAAUCGAUAUGAUGGAAGAAAAUUUGAUGCAGCUGUUGGGGAAAAUCAGAAGAAAAAAGCUAUUGUUCCACUUGUAUGUAUUAAUUUGCUUAGAUAUGGAGAAGGGAAGUCAGAAUCCAUUUUGGUUCAGCAUUUUGAGAAAUCGUUGAACUAUGUCAGAUCAACUGGAAAGCUUCCAGAUACACGAAUUAUUUUGAUAAAUUAUGACUGGCAUGCCAGUGUAAAAUUGAAUGGUGAACAACUUACAAUUGAAGGAUUAUGGAAACAUCUAAGAGCACCCACCAUGGCCAUAGGUUUUUCUGAAGGAGAUUAUUUGCCUUCACGGCAGCGGCUUAAUGAUUGCAGAGGUGAAGUCAUCUGCACUGAUGACUUUGAAGGUGCCUUUUGCUUAAGAUCCCUUCAAAAUGGAGUGAUACGAUUUAACUGUGCAGACUCGCUGGACCGUACAAAUGCUGCUAGUUAUUUUGGUGCUCUCCAAGUUUUUGUGGAGCAAUGUAGGCGGCUUGGGAUCUCCCUUGAUAGCGAUUUGGCAUUUGGUUAUCAAUCAGCUAAUAACUAUGGUGGAUAUAUUGCUCCAUUGCCACGAGGCUGGGAGAAAAGAACUGAUUCAGUGACAGGCAAAACAUAUUAUAUUGAUCACAACACUAGGACCACCACAUGGAUUCAUCCAUGUCCGGAUAAACCUUGGAAGAGAUUUCAUAUGACAUUUGAGGAGUUCAAGGGGUCAACAAUUUUAUCACCAGUAUCUCAGCUAGCAGAUCUUUUUCUGCUUGCUGGUGAUAUCCAUGCAACACUCUACACUGGAUCAAAAGCUAUGCAUAGCCAAAUUCUUAGCAUAUUCAAUGACGAAGGAGGGAAGUUCAAACAGUUUUCUGCAGCACAGAAUAUGAAAAUCACUUUGCAGAGAAGAUAUAAAAAUGCAAUUGUAGAUAGCUCUCGGCAGAAGCAGUUGGAGAUGUUUCUUGGAAUGAGGCUUUUCAAGCAUCUUCCAUCUGUUUCAGUUCAACCCCUAAACGUACCUUCUCGGCCAUCUGGUUUCUUCCUUAAGCCAGUUGCCAACAUGUAUCCAAGUUCUGAUGGUGGAACCAGUCUUCUGAGUUUCAAGAGAAAGGAUAUGAUCUGGGUUUGCCCACAAGCUGCAGAUGUGGUUGAACUUUUCAUCUAUCUUGGUGAGCCUUGCCAUGUCUGUCAGCUUCUUCUCACCAUAUCUCAUGGGGCAGAUGAUUCAACAUAUCCGUCAACAGUUGAUGUGAGAACAGGCCGCUACUUGGACAGUCUUAAACUGGUUUUGGAGGGUGCUUCUAUACCUCGGUGUGGAAAUGGGACAAACCUUAUGAUACCCUUACCAGGAGCAGUUAGUUCUGAGGAUAUGGCUAUAACUGGAGCUGGUGCACGACUCCAUGAUCAAGAGGCAUCAAUCCUUCCAUUGUUGUAUGAUUUUGAAGAGCUUGAGGGAGAAUUGGAUUUUCUUACUCGUGUAGUGGCACUUACUUUUUAUCCUGCUGUUUCUGAAAGAAGCUCCAUGACUUUUGGUGAGAUAGAGAUCCUUGGAGUUUCUCUUCCUUGGAGAGGAGUAUUUUCUCAGGAAGGCCCUGGUGCAGGAAUACUUGAGCUUGCCAAAAAAAUUCAAAAACAACCCAAUUCGUUGUUGUCAAGUUCAGAUACGAAUCCAUAUGUUGACACUUCCCUAUCCAAUGAAAAAGUGUCAACAUCAGUCCAACAAAAUGCUUCUGCCAAUCCCUGGGCUGACCUUUUGACUGGAGGGGACACAUUUUCUGAUCCUGCUUAUGAGCCGGUUACAAGAAGUGUUGAGCAUGAGGGAAAUGACUUGUUUGAUUUCCUGGACCAAGCUGUUGUCGAGUAUCAUGGUACAGAAACUGAUCAUAAGGCCCCUUCAAAACAGGGUGAAAGACCUCCAGAUAGGGGCGCCCAGCAGUAUAUAAAUUGUUUGAAAUCCCUUGCUGGGUCACAUAUGGAAAGAAAACUAGACUUCAUAGAAGCUAUGAAACUUGAAAUUGAACGCCUGCGGCUGAAUCUUUCAGCGGCUGAAAGGGAUAGAGCUUUAUUGUCAAUUGGAAUCGAUCCUGCCACUAUAAAUCCAAAUGUUUUGCUUGAUGAAUCUUACAUGGGAAGAUUGUGCAGAGUAGCGAAAUCCCUUGCAUUGCUUGGUCAAACUUCUCUUGAAGAUAAACUUAUUGGUUCUAUUGGUCUUGAAAAUAUUGACGAUAAUCUGAUAGACUUCUGGAAUAUUGCUAAAAUUGGGGAAAGCUGUGUCGGUGGCGAGUGUGAGGUGCGUGCUGAAACCAGUGCACCUGCUCUUGCAUCAGCUACAGUGUCAUCUGCUGGAGCUUCGCAAUCUUUUUUGCUGUGCUCUCAAUGUGAAAGAAGGGUUUGUAAAGUUUGUUGUGCUGGAAGAGGAGCUCUUCUUUUCACAAAUUAUAACUCAAGGGAGGUUACCAAUGGUGCAUCUAGUCAGGGUGGAUCAAGCCAUGGUGGCCAACUUGAUGCAUCUACAAAUCGUUCAGUAACACUGGAUAGUGUUGUCUGUAAAAAAUGUUGUCAUGAGAUCGUGCUUGAUGCAUUGGUGUUGGACUAUGUUCGGGUCUUGAUUAGUUUGCGAAGAUGUGCCCGUGCAGACAAUGCUGCUUAUAAAGCUUUGAAUGAGGUUGUGGGAUCCUCCUUGAAGGAUUGCCUUGCUGAAAGGACUCUUCCAUCUGAUAGUGUUCAAGCUGUUAAAGUCUUACCUCAAUUACUAGGUGGACAGGAAUCACUUGCUGAGUUUCCAUUUGCAAGCUUUUUGCACUCGGUUGAAACAGCAACAGAUUCAGCACCAUUUUUGUCACUCCUCGCUCCAUUGAGUUCUCGAUCACGCCAUUCAUAUUGGAGAGCUCCUCCUAAUACUACAUCUGUUGAAUUUGCUAUUGUUCUUGGUACUCUCUCUGAUGUUAGUGGGGUCAUCUUGCUUGUUAGUCCAUGCGGCUAUUCCAUCGCCGACACUCCCAGUGUACAAAUUUGGGCUAGCAAUAAAAUACACAGGGAAGAAAAGUCAUCCAUGGGAAAGUGGGAUGUUCAAUCCCUAAUUGCAUCUUCUCCAGAUUUAUAUGAACCGGAAAAUUCAGUUAGAGAAGAUAAAUUACCUAGGCAUGUAAAAUUUUCUUUUAGGAAUACUGUUAGGUGUCGCAUUAUUUGGAUAACUCUACGUCUUCAGAGGCCUGGUUCAGCCUCUGUUAAUUUUAAGAAAGACUUCAAUCUUUUGUCACUAGAUGAUAAUGAAAACCCCUUUGCACAAACAAGUCGGCGAGCUUCUUUUGGAGCAGCCGAAAGUGAACCAUGUCUUCAUGCCAAAAGAAUUUUAGUAGUCGGAAGCCCAGUGAAAAAAGAGAUGGAGCGUACAUCAUCACAGAGCAUGGAUCAGGUGAAUUUUGGAAACUGGUUGGACAGGCCUCCUCCGUUGGGUAGAUUCAAGCUCCCAAUUGAGGCUGAGCGCUUGAUGGACAAUGAUCUUUUGUUGGAACAGUAUCUUCCUCCUGCUUCACCUCCGCUUGGUGGAUUCCGGUUAGACGCUUUAACUGCAAUAAAGCCACGAGUUACCCAUUCGCCUUCUUCAGAUGCCGAUAUCUGGGAUACAUCAAUAACUUUCUUAGAAGACAGACACAUCGCUCCAGCUGUACUGUACAUUCAAGUCUCCGUCCUCCAGGAACCAAACAAGAUGGUAACAGUCGCAGAGCACCGCCUACCAGAGACUAAACCCGGAACACCAAUGUACUUUGACUUCCCAGAACCGAUCCAAAGCCGCAGAAUAUCAUUCAAACUUCUCGGAGACAUUACUGCAUUUUCUGAUGACCCCGCAGAGCAGGAUGAUUCAGGUUUUCGAGCUCCACCUGUGGCGGCCGGACUAUCUUUGGGAAAUAGAAUCAAGUUAUACUACUUCUGUGAUCCUUAUGAACUCGGUAAAUGGGCAAGCCUCUCGGCCGUCUGAUCAUCGGAAAGAAUGCUUUCCAGAAUGGAUCACCAUUGAUUUGUUUGUUGUUGUCAUUUAUUGAUAUAAUUUUUUUUUUGUUGUAUAAAAUUAAAAUGUAGCAGUAUCAAGUUCAUUGAUGCAGUAUAAUAUAAUUUGUGUUGUAUGAUAAAGUCAUAAGAGCUUUUCUCUUCAUUCCAGGAUGAAUUAU